This is a messenger RNA of Macrobrachium nipponense, 2811 nucleotides long. RefSeq names its product another transcription unit protein-like. Gene Ontology annotation, molecular function: RNA polymerase II C-terminal domain phosphoserine binding. Gene Ontology annotation, biological process: transcription elongation by RNA polymerase II; positive regulation of transcription elongation by RNA polymerase II. NCBI's taxonomy places the organism in Eukaryota, Metazoa, Arthropoda, Malacostraca, Decapoda, Palaemonidae. Gene Ontology annotation, cellular component: nucleus; Cdc73/Paf1 complex. The record is from RefSeq and is a predicted model, not a curated record.
AUGACGGACAAGAGUCAUCUGACAAUUCGGACUCGGAGAGCAGUUCAGGAAGUAGCAGUAGCAGUAGCAGCCAAGGUGGAAGCAGAGCUGGAAGUCGUUCCCCACCACGUGGCCGUUCACCAUCCCCAGCUGGCAGCAACAGGAGUAGGUCACCGGGAAGUAACCGCGCUGGCAUGGGGAGCCAGGCUAGUGGCUCCUUUGCUAGUCCAAGAAGCCCAGACAGUAGAUCUUACAGUAGAGCCAGUGCUUCCCCAGGUAGUCCUAAAAGUGGCGGCAGCAGGUCUCGAAGUAGAAGUAGCCUUUCUCCUCCAGGAAGCCCCAAAAGCCCACCAAGUAGCCCCAAAAGUCCCCCCAGCAGCCCCCAGUACAGGGGAAGUGAGUCUCCAAGAAGUCCUAGGAGUGUUUCAAAAUCAUCGCCACGCAGUUCGAGGGGACAAAGUACUUCACCCGUAGCGUCGCGUACAGGCAGUCAUUCACCGCAUUCAAGAUCAAGAAGCCGGUCUGUCCACUCGAGGCAGGGCAGUAGGUCUCCUGGGAAGUCCAGAAGUGGAAGCCCUUCGCCUCCUCGGUCACAAACAGGAAGUAAAUCACCUCGCUCAAGAGCCAGCAGUAGAUCAAGAAACAGAUCUCGAAGUGGUAGUCGCUCACCCAGCAGAUCAAGAACUGGUAGUCAUUCUCCAGCAAGAUCGAGAGCUAGUUUCCGAAGCAGCAGAAGUCCUAGGAGUGCGAGUAGAACCCCAGCUAGGAGUCAAAGCAGAACUCGAGAUAGGAGCCACAGCAGAACUCGAGAUGGAAGUCAAAGCAGAGCUCGAGAUAGAAGUCAAAGCAGAACUCGAGAUAGGAGCCACAGCAGAACUCGAGAUAGGAGCCACAGCAGAACUCCAGAUAGGAGCCAUAGCAGAACUCCAGAUAGGAGCCAUAGCAGAACUCCAGACAGGAGCCAUAGCAGAACUCCAGACGGACGCCCAAGAAGCCCAAAGUCUCCAGCCAGCAGUAGAGGAAAUCGUUCACCCACCGGUAGUAGGAAGUCAGGCUCUCGGUCACGAUCCAGGUCACCGGUAGUGAAUGGAGUGAGAGAUUCAGGUUCAAGGAAAGGCUCGGAUGAUGACAGCGAUGUUGAUAUUGGAAGGAAACGGAAGAGAGCGGUCAUGAGCGAUGACUCGGACGACGAAAAUGCCAAGAAGGCUAGAUCUGAUGAGGAGGAGGACAUGGAUGUUGGAGAUCUGUUCGGUGACGCUGACGACAUCAGCGAUGACGAGGAGGACAAGAAGAAGGAGAGUGACGACGAUCGGAGGCGGUCUCGGUCUCGGUCUCCCCGGUCUCGGUCCAGAUCCAGGUCCAGGUCUCGUUCCCGUUCCCGUUCUCGGUCGGGGACUCCUCGUACACCGAGGCCUGUUAUUCAGGAGGAUGAAGAGAAGGAAGACGAAGUCCUCCCCCGGAGACCAGAAAUCGAUGCAGAGAUCCCAAAAAUCAACACCGACUUGGGACGUGACAUGCACUUCGUCAAGCUGCCCAACUUCUUGUCUGUUGAAACCAGACCCUUUGAUCCGGAGUUGUACGAAGAUGAAAUUGAUGAUGAAGAAACGCUAGAUGAAGAAGGUCGUGCAAGGUUGAAGCUGAAGGUUGAAAACACAAUAAGAUGGCGAAUCGACUUCGACAAAGAAGGCAAUGCCAUUCGCGAGAGUAAUGCGAAGCUUGUCCGUUGGUCUGACGGCUCUAUGUCCUUGCAUCUCGGUUCUGAAAUUUUUGACGUCUACAGGCAACCUCUGCAGGGUGACCACAAUCAUCUGUUCAUUAGGCAAGGUACUGGUCUCCAAGGUCAAGCCGUCUUCCGCACAAAACUGACCUUCCGUCCGCACUCAACCGACUCGUUCACCCAUCGCAAGAUGACCCUCUCCUUGGCCGAUCGAUCAUCUAAGGCAGUUGGAGUCAAAGUCUUAUCUGCUGUGACCCGUGAUCCUGAGUCAUCUCGAGUGGAAAGUAUCAGGAGAGACGAAGACCGUCUUCGAGCUUCCAUGAGGCGCGAAGUCAAACAGAAGCGUGUGAGAGAGAAAGCUUCGAGCCAGGGCCUGUCAGCAAAUUACUUGGAGCCUGAUGCUUAUGAAGAAGACGAUGAAGGUGGAAUAUCUCUCUCGGCCAUCAAGAACAAAUUCAAAAAUAAGAAACAGAAUGACCGAGCGCCAAUCUACUCCUCAGAUGAGGAAUCGGACAUUGAGACAGGCAAGGCCAAGAGACUGGAGAGAGCCAAACACACCAUCAAGGACUCUGACGAUGAGUCCAGGAUGGCUGGUCCGAUAGCGACAAUGGAAAGCAGAGGCGGCAGCAGCGAGAAGAGCCGCAGCAGGAGUGCCAGCAGGAGCAAAAGCAGGAGCACGAGCAGGAGCAAGAGCCAGGAGUGCCACAGAAUCAAGAGCAGGUCUAGGAGCAUGAGCAAGAGCAAGAGCAGGAGCAAGAGCAGGUCUAGGAGCAGGAGUAAGAGCAGGUCCCGCAGCAGGAGCGGCAGUCGUAGCAGGUCAGGAAGCGCGAGUCCAAGCAGGAGUAAGUCUGCUAGCAGGAGUAGGAGCAGAAGCAGGAGCAAGAGCGGGAGUGGCAGCGAUAGUGGAGGGGGAGGGAAGUCGUCUGGUUCGGAUAGCGAUAGUGAGUAGGUUAAGUCUCGUCCCUGUAAAUUGAUUUGUAGUUAGGUUACAUUAAUAUUGUAAAGUAUAUUUGAAAAAAGCAAUGAAUAUGAAUGCAAGUGGUUAUAGUUUCAAUUGUAAAGGGCCUUUUGUUAUUUUUCAUGUAUUUCCUUAUACAAGGAAGGACUAAUUAGGC